Chara braunii is the source of this 1449-nucleotide messenger RNA. Lineage: Eukaryota; Viridiplantae; Streptophyta; Charophyceae; Charales; Characeae. The record is from the annotation of a GenBank genome assembly.
AGAAGUGCACAAAUCGCCGUUCACCUGCUUUUCUGCAUCUCUGCAUAAAACUCGUCCAGAUUUAGGCGCUUGAUCCAAUCCUCUUUGCUAGUGGGACCUUGCCCCAGAACUAAAGUAGAAGGCAACUUCGGUAACCAAAACAAAAAAAGAAAAGCGAAGAGAGAGAGGGAGGGAAAUGCUGUCGAUAGGGAGUGUUCAAAUUAGAGAGCAAGUCCGUCAGGACAUUCGUUGAAAGGACUGAAACGACACAGAGAAAGAGGUUUAGCAUGACCCCUGUGCAAUCCAAGAAAACACGCAUGAAUCGAGAUAUUAGAGAUCAAAGUCGGGGAUCAAAUCGACAAAGAAUGUCCGACGAACACAGAGGUAAGCCGGGAGGCAGGUAAGGCAGGCAUACAGACAGAGAGAAAGACAGAGCGGCGAGCAGAGGUAAGCCGGGAGGCAGGAGUCAGGCACACACAGGGGAGAGAGAGAGAGAGAGAGAGAGAGAGAGAGAGAGAGAGAGAGAGAGAGAGAGAGAGAGAGAGAGAAAGAGAGAGAGAGAGGUAAUCGCCAGCCAGCGAUCAGCGAUCACGUAUGGCACACUCACUCUUUCUCCUCUUCGAGCCUUAAUCGGACUGAGAUAGAGUCCUUUCUUUUCCCUUUCUUUUUAAUAAAGAGUCCUUCUCAAUCUGCGAAAGUUUUAAAGUCGUGAGUUGGAUUGCCUACAGAGAGAACGACGAAGAGUGACAGAAUGGCAACAGACUAUGGACAAAGUGGGGAGAAGGGUGUGCGUGAGCUGUUCCACAAGUACAUGGCAGAAUCCAAGUCCGAAGAUGGGCUGAUCUCCCACGCAGACGCAAUUGCGAGGAUUGAGCAAUUGGGUUUGAACUGGCGUCUGUGCGGUUUAGAUGAGGACAAGGUGAAGGCGUAUUUUGCACAUUGCCUGGAGAGGAAAGGAAAAGACAAGGUGACUUUUUUGGAGCUUUGGCGGCGAGUCAAAGAAGCCGGACGGCACAGGACUCACCGAGAUCCUGCCGUCCAAGCAGAGAUGUACAUGGAACGCCAUCGCCUGUAUCAAGUGUUCCAGUCUAUGACGAGAGCUCUGGCUUACAACAAGCCACUCAAUCCCAAGGCGUUUCUAAUUGGCAAGCUGCGCGAGCUGAAGCAGUCCCACUCCAUGCCUUUCUUCAAUGCCGAAGAUCUCGCCGCCGUCUUCACACUCUUUGAUGUUGCACAAACGGGGCUGAUCAGCAAUCAACAGGCCAACGCGGCAUUGAGGACGCUGGGCUACGAUGCAGGGAUCAACAACGACCCAAAUCUUGGAGGUGUCAAUCGAGCAGCAUUCAACAAGGCCGAUUUCGUUUCCCUCAUGCAAAAAGCCCUCGACACAACCGUGGCUACCUAGGUCGUUAUUACCCCAUAAGUCGUUCAAUCAAUCAAUCAAUCAAUCAAUCAAUCAAGCAAGCAAGA